AUGAUGUCCCGCAGUUCAUCCACGGAAGCCAUACCAAGGACUAAUCGCCGCCGUGCCACGAGCUAUUUGUAUCUCGCCCCGCGACCGGUUUAUGUGUCCACUUCCCUCAUCGACAACCAACGAGAACAUCCGCCUCGCCAGAGCCUAUUCUCCGCAUUCUCCGACGAGCAGUCGCCUUACCUCCAGAAUCACCCCUUGGCGCCAUCAGAGUUCGAGACAGUGUUCUCAUCCAUCUUUUCCUCUGCCCCACCGCGCCCAACCUCGCUGCCCCCUCUUGGGCCUCACUUUUCACCUCCCGAACCAGCUUUGGUCCCCAUUCCAACAGCUACAGCUGCGCCAUCGCAGUCUGAGGCAUCGAACCUUGCUGUUCCCUCUACUACCGCAUCACCCCCUCUCACGCUAGCGCCACCUCCGUCAUCAACCACCUCGAUGUCAAUUUCAAGCACCAAGUAUCGCGUCGGCCAGCCGCCAGUUCGACCACUACCCUUGGAGAACGCGUACGAUGUGGCUGGUGUGUGCAGUCCGGAUGAACUUGACAAGCUGUACGAGAGGGUGGCCGACAUUUUGGCUUCUCACGAGAUAAAGAGGCCCGAGCUCAGAGAGCCAACAGGCCCGUGGGACUCGGAUGACGGUUCCGACGAUUUCAUUUGUCUGGUGUACCGUUCCGUCCCUGGCGUGCCCGAUUCUGACCGCUUGACAUUACUGAUCACCGCGGAAUGGACGGACUCAUCGGCAACGAACUGGAAGCUCGCUGUACAAGACAUCAGGCCCUUCGUGGUCAGCCGCCUAGGCCAACAGGUACACGUGGAAAUGAUAGCCACCUACCUCACCACUCCUCGAGAAAUCGGACCUCUCGGUCAUCACCCUCUCAUUCAAGACAACUGGGAUGCCAUAUGUGGCAAAAUCCAAAAAGUUCUUCAGAGCCACCCAGCAUCGCGAGACAAUGUGACCCUGGUUACAGUUUUCCGGAUGGGUUAUCACAAAAAAAUCGAAGAUAACCCCGUCACGGUGUACGUCUCUGUAACCCACGACUGUCCUGAGGCCAGUUGGCCGCCAAUCAUCGACGGCAUCAACGAGAUCCUCGAACCCUACCCGGUCGAACUUUUCUUCGAACACAAUUACUGGACACCCACCGCCUUCGAGCUCCGCCCCCCUUCCUCGGGCAAAUCGUUUCGCAAGGAGUUUGUUCGUCGACCCUACCAAGAGCGCCCAGAUUUGGGUGCCGACAUUAGCCCGGCCCAGUAUAUUGAGCACGAUGGCCAAAAACAGAACCCAAUGUUGGGAACGCUGGGUUGCUAUGUCGAUUUCAAGACUCGGCAUGGGGAGCAAAAAACCAUGGCGCUGACAGAUUAUCACGUUUGCCGGCCAUGUGUUCCUGGAUACACCCUCGAAGAGACUGCCGACGAGGGCAAGCCAAAUGGCAUGCCCCUUCCAGGGAGCCUCCUUAAGACAUUAGACAGAAGUGGGAUUGAUCCAGAUCAUGCACAUGUUGUAUCAGACAUGGAACACCCGAGCCGGCAGAGGCACAACAUCAAUGUCGCAGGGCUCAAUGCUAGCCUUGAAAAAAAUCCCAAAGGGAGAAUAAGAUCUUUGGUGGAGACGAGGCUGGGCAUUGCCCAAAGAGCAUUUCAUGAGGAUGCAAACAUUCUAGGAAAGGUCUGGGCAGCUUCGGGCUUUGACCAUCGCGGCACUGCGGACGACUCUUUUGUCGAAUGGGCUCUGAUUGAAGUCCAACCAAAUCGCCGAGGAAGCAACCGACUCCCUGGCUUAUCUGCCUGGGAGAGUCUGUAUGAAUUUGUGGACUGGCCUGAUGAGGAGGAGGGUAUGGGUAGUUUGAAAAUGUACCGUCAUGACACUACCCUCGGUACACUCGAACCCGGCACAAAAGUGUUCAAGUACGGAGCCGCCACCGGACUGACGGUUGGUCACUACCAACAGCUGAGGUCUGUCGUCGGUCCUUCCAUGCUGAACGCCAACCCAUCACGUGCAACCACAAUGGCAUAUUUAGUCGAGCGCGUCGGUGAUCGUCAGUUUUCUGGCCCGGGAGACUCUGGAGCGGUAGUGUAUGACCAGGAAGGACAUGCUUUGGGUUUGGUGUAUAGAAGAUUCCGCCCCAGUGUGACUACCCUGAAACAGGGAGACUACUUCACUUGGGUCAUCGCCAUGGACCAGAUUUUUGAGGAUAUCGAGAGAUUCUGCGGAGUUACUGACCUCCGAAUUUCACCGCCAGUUGGCUCGCCGCCUAACUGA
Messenger RNA from Clonostachys solani, 2250 nucleotides. NCBI's taxonomy places the organism in Eukaryota, Fungi, Ascomycota, Sordariomycetes, Hypocreales, Bionectriaceae. The record is from the annotation of a GenBank genome assembly.